CAAGUGCUUGUCUCGCAGUCGCUGGUCUGACGCUUGUUCCGUUACCUUUGGGAUUUGCCUUGAGCUGCCUCAAGGUAUAUCUGCUCAUACACCAUGUCUAUAUCCAAUGAAGCUCUACAGAAGCUGGCGCUCGAGAUCGAGACCCAGGCCAUCGCAGCACAGCAGCAGAUCGGCAUGGUCCGAAGCCAAUUAGCAGGCAAGCAGCGAGAGCAACGUCUACUCCGGUUAACGAUGAGCGAGGUGCAGAGCUUUGCAAGCAAUUCAGUCGUUUACGAGGGCGUGGGGAAGAUGUUUGUUUCUCUUCCUCCCAAUACUCUGCACGAGAAAUUACAGCGUCAGAUGCAAGAUCUCGACGGGGAUGUUGAUAAACUGAACCAAAGACUGCUGUAUCUCGAGACAACCCAGAAGAACAGCCGAGAGCAUAUUGAAAAGAUUCUACGUGCCAGUUAAAAGAGACUCAGACGAGCGGGCGACGACCGAAUAAUUCUUUGUAAAGCCGGGCUGGUAUUGCCCACAUUUUAUACCUACUCUAUAUACCAAAGCAGCAGAAGGCAGUACAUUGGCGAUGCGGGAUCAAGAGCUUAGGUAUAGACGCCAGUUGGUAGCAGUAGUAUGCAAGCACUACUGUUGCUACCUGUAGAUAUUGUAGCAGCAUUACCUCUGAUGCUCAAGGGAAUGAUGAAUCAAAAGCAUACUUGGCAAUAUGAAUAGCAGCAUCCAUAAAUGCAUGCAUACCAGUAUAUAUAUAUAUAUUAUUUCGUUU
Trichoderma atroviride IMI 206040 is the source of this 763-nucleotide messenger RNA. RefSeq lists its product as uncharacterized. Gene Ontology annotation, cellular component: cytoplasm; prefoldin complex. Gene Ontology annotation, biological process: protein folding. The record is from RefSeq and is a predicted model, not a curated record. Gene Ontology annotation, molecular function: protein folding chaperone. NCBI's taxonomy places the organism in Eukaryota, Fungi, Ascomycota, Sordariomycetes, Hypocreales, Hypocreaceae.